Eleginops maclovinus (Patagonian blennie) is the source of this 2239-nucleotide messenger RNA. RefSeq names its product PDZ domain containing 1 (gene pdzk1). Gene Ontology annotation, cellular component: apical plasma membrane. Bases 243 to 1775 code for a protein of 510 amino acids. Gene Ontology annotation, biological process: protein localization to plasma membrane. NCBI's taxonomy places the organism in Eukaryota, Metazoa, Chordata, Actinopteri, Perciformes, Eleginopidae. The transcript is spliced from 8 exons. Gene Ontology annotation, molecular function: protein-membrane adaptor activity; protein binding. The record is from RefSeq and is a predicted model, not a curated record.
UUCAUCUCGUGGACAGAUUGCAAAGGGCCAUCGCCUCCAGAGACAUUCCUGACACGAGACACUGUUAAAUAACUCAGCCUUUAGGCGCACCUUUGUCCCGUCAAAGUCUCUGUGUACAGAGCAAGAGGGUGAAGGAGGCGGAGGAGGAGUUGAAAUAAGACAGGUUGAAGAAAUAUUAGAUUACAGCAGUGACAGGUGAGCUCCUCCUUUGAACUGGGACACUGAGCAGAGACGAGCUGGACAUGGCCGGGUACAAGCCGAGGGUGAUUUCUCUGACCAAGAGGCAGGGUCACACAUUUGGAUUCUACUUGAGGGUGGAGCACGCUGAAGAGGGUCACCUGAUCCGCUGCCUGGAAAUGGGAGGUCCAGCUGAACUGGCUGGCAUGAAAGAUGGAGAUCGCAUCCUGCGGGUCAAUGGAGAAUUUGUUGAUGAACUGUCCCAUUCAGAGGUGGUGGAGAUGGUGAGAAACAGUGGACCAACAGUCACGUUUCACAUCCUGGAUGAAGAUUCCUACGUGCAAGCUAAAGCACAGGGAGUGAACCUGUCCCACCCUCAGAGCACACCAGUGGCCAAUGGGGCUUCCAAACAGGAUCUAAAACCCAAACUGUGCUACCUGGUUAAGUCCAGCUCAGGCUAUGGGUUUUCCAUUCGGUCAGAAAAAGGUGCGCCGGGUUUGUUCAUGACAGAAGUGAUGAAAGGAAGUGUGGCUGACAGGGCGGGGGUUAAUGUCAAAGACCGCCUGCUGGAAGUCAACGGGGAGAGUGUCGAAGGCGCCACACAUGAGGAAGUAGUGGAGAAGAUCAAGCUGUCUGGCGGCAGCAUCAUGUUCCUGCUUGUGGACGAGGAAACAGACAGGCACUACCAGAACAAGAAGAUAGGAGCGUGGUUAGCCACCGCCAAGCAUCUCCCACACAAGCCAUGCAUCAUUGAAAUUACCAAAGGAACUGAUGGCUUUGGCUUCCUGCUCAAUGAGGACACAACCCAAAAAUGCCACUUCUUGAAGGACAUUUCCAGAGGCAGCCCAGCAGAAAGGGAGGGUGUGAAGGAAAUGGACAGACUAGUAGCUGUGGACGGCAAGGAGGUGGACGGCUGCAACCAUGGGCAGGUGGUGGACAUGAUCAGGCAGAGUGGAAAUAAAUGCUGCUUCCUGGUGGUGGACAAAGACACAGACCAAAUGUAUAAGAAGGGGAAAGUGUCUCCUAUGCUCUUCUUGGAGGAGACUAGAGAUUCAAGCUCACCUCCGAGUUACACAGAAGCCCUGAAUUUACCUGCUCCUGUGCGGCCAACCACACCUGUUCAGGCGAGGAAGGAGGAGCUCAAGCCUAAACUGUGUAGGAUGGAGAAGACCGCGGCAGGCUAUGGCUUUCACCUGAACGGCAUCCAGGGGAUCUCUGGACAAUUCAUCAAGGAGGUGAUAAGCGGUGGAGCGGCUGACAGGGCGGGUCUGGAGGAUGACGACAUGGUGGUGGAGGUGAACGGAGUGAAUGUGGAGCAGAGCAGCCACGAGGAGGUGGUGGAAAUGAUCCGCAGCAGUGGCAGCUCUCUGGAGAUGCUACUGGCUAAAAGGAGUGUCUAUGACCAACUGAAAGCUAAAGGAGUGUCCAUCACACGCCUGCUCCUUGGGGAAACAUCUUAUGUCCAGGUCCACACUGCAGACACUCCAGAGGAAGAAGAGAGACAUGAAGAGGAGGCCAGACCUGAAAGCCCAACUGAACAAGAGCGGGAGAGGACAAAAUCAUCUUCAUCUCAAGACAGUCUUGAUGAGAGACUCUGAGAAGCUACCACAAGGAGACGCUCUCCGAUUGGUCUAUCUAAUGUUGAUCCAUUGUCAUUUUAAACAAUCAACUCUAUGGGCUUCACACAUCCAAUUGAUAUCAGAGAAGAAAAGGAAAUUCACGUGGAUAAAGGACAGUAAAGACUUUUGAAAUUCAUUGUCAAUAUCUCAACCAUGUAAAAAGUGUCCUUGAAUACUUUUUUUUCUUCCCAUGAUGCAAAUAGUAGAUCUAGCCUUUUUGUUAAUGAGCAUGUGCAUUGAUCUUAUUAAUGUAUAAUGUCUGCCAAAACCUGAGAUGACUUGUGUUACCAAGAUAUCUACAAGCAACAGAACCUAAGCUAACAAUAUUCCUGUUGCCAGUAACACUGGGGAAUGUUAUGUAUUAGUUUCUCUAUGCAAAGAUCUGCCUUUUUUAAUGUCCAAAUAAUUAAACACAAUAAAUGAACACAAACUAUCUGAAUUCA